GGUGGAGCGGAUUGGGAACUUGUGGGCGGCCGCGGCGGCGGGAGAGAGUCCGCAGGAGAUCAGGUAUUGCAGUGGUGCAGUGCGGUGGGGAUUUCGGGAGGCCCAUUAUGCCCCUCAAGAAGCCGGCCCUGCUGGCUUCGAAGCCGCAGCCUUCCUCUGCGGCUCCAUCUCAUCGCUCCCGUUCCCCGGACCUCUCUCGCUCAGCUGUUGCCAGUUACCAUUCCCAAGUCCAAAUGAUGAAGUCGCUCCUCUUCUCCGUCCACCCCACGCCGCCGCUCCUCCCCACCCCCCGCCUUCGCAGGCUCCUGCGCUUCCGCGCCUCCUCCUCAGCCUCCGCCUCCGCCUCCGCGCCGCCCCGAGCCGACCGCCGCUCGCCCCGGCCCGCGCCGUCGCGCCGCCCAUCCUCCUCCUCCCUCUAUGCGCGCCCCAGCCUCCUCGAGAUGGAGCGCGAGCGCGCCGCCCGCCGCGCGGACGUUGACGCCUUCCUCACCUCCCUCGGCGUCGACCCGGGCGAGCUCGCGGGCCUCGAGCUCCCGGUCACCGUCGACGUCAUGCGGGAGCGCGCCGAGUUCCUGGGCUCCCUCGGGCUCACCCGCGAGGACCUCGCCGCGUACCCUCUCGCUCUCGGCUGCAGCGUGCGCAAGAACAUGGUCCCCGUCCUCGACUACCUCGGCAAGCUCGGCGUCCGCCGCGACGCGCUCCCGGACCUGCUGAGACGGUACCCGCAGGUGCUACACGCCAGCGUCGUCGUCGACCUUGCCCCCGUCGUCAAGUACCUCCAGGGUAUGGACGUGAGGCCCGCUGACGUGCCGCGCGUGCUCGAGCGGUACCCGGAGCUCCUCGGGUUCAAGCUCGAGGGCACCAUGAGUACUUCCGUCGCCUACCUCGUUGGCAUUGGAGUGGGGAGGCGUCAGAUAGGCAGCGUCAUCACCCGUUUUCCAGAGGUGCUUGGUAUGCGCGUGGGGAAGAUAAUAAAGCCUUUCGUCGAACACCUUGAGGGCAUCGGGCUGCAGAGGUUAGCUGUUGCGAGAAUAAUAGAGAAGAAGCCAUAUGUACUUGGAUUUGGGCUAGAGGAGAAGGUUAAGCCUAACACUGAGGCUCUUAUGGACUUUGGAGUGAGGAAGGAGGCUCUAGCAUCCAUUGUGAUGCAAUACCCCGACGUUCUUGGACUUGAACUGAGGGACAAGCUUGUUGCACAGCAGAGCUUGUUUGAAUCGAGCAUUUUGGUUAGCCGUGAAGAUUUUGGGAGAGUGGUCGAGAGGAUGCCGCAAGCCAUUAGUCUUGGACGAGCUGCGGUUCAGAAGCAUGUUAAUUUCCUCACAGCUUGUGGAUUUAUGCUCUCUCAAGUGAGCAAAAUGGUUGUGGCUUGCCCCCAACUGCUUGCACUAAAUAUGGAUAUAAUGAGGAUGAAUUUCGAAUACUUCAAGAAUGAGAUGGAGAGGGAUUUGGAGGAGCUGGUUGAGUUCCCUGCGUUCUUCACAUAUGGCCUCGAGUCGACUGUGAGGCCUCGGCAUGAGAUGGUGUCCCAGAAGGGCUUCACAUGCUCUCUUGCAUGGCUUCUUAACUGUUCUGAUGCCAAAUUUGAUGAGCGCAUGAAGUAUGACACAAUUGGGGUUGAGGAAAUGGAGCGUGAGGAUUCUUCUGACAUGAAUGCAUCUAUGGAGGAGGUAGAGAGUGAGGAGUAUGAAGACAGUGAUUAUGAUGACUCUGAUGAUGAGUUUGUUCGAUAAUUCAUUUCAUCAGUCAUUAGAUUGUCAAUUUUGAAGUAUUAUGUGGUUGGUACACGAAUCAAACUGUAGCUUAGAGCUCCUGUCCUGUAUGUUCAGAUAUCCUUCAACAUUGUAUGUUAUAACUGUGGUUGGGCAGAGGGUUUGCAGUUUUGGGCCAGAUACAAUGCUCUCAUGAGUAUAUUAUGCCAUAUGGUUUACUAUUUUGUGUGAGCAUGUAGAACGGCUCCUUUAAAGGAUCAGUAUGAUGUUUCUGUAUGAGUUCUGUCACUAGGAAAUCUUCUAUGGACUAUGGUAGUGUGUUGUGUUCGAGAUCCUUGUUUAGUAGUGUUUCCAUUGUUUGUUGUUUAUUAAUGUUUCCAUAGUUUGUGAGAUGAUCACAAUUCAAAUUUGUUCAUGAUACGGCACGGUCAUCUAGGACUACGCAGGGGAGAGCAGAGGAUUAGCUGGGACUGUGAAUGGGAGCGAAGAGGAUAGCGAGGCAAUGGCGCGGUGGGGGGUUCGCCGGCGGCAGCGGCAGAAUCGCACGCAGCCACCGUCGAAGAGGAACCCCACCCGCUUAGGGAGGUUCUAUUCUCUUCUUCGAUAAUCCAAUUACAAUCCUAAGUGCAUCCUUUAUAGUCCAGGUGCAUAUUUCUUUCCUAACACACAAUAGAUUAGAUCCUAAAAACUCUCCCUGAUUAUUCUCUUACUAAAACUGAAUAAGCCUUAGCCAUUGCUGGCUGUGGCCGUGGCCUUGCUGGCCCGACGCCUAUAUUGGCGGCCCAGGAAGGAGUCUACAACAUUUCCCUCCUCCCCAACAAACAGCUCGUCCACGAGCUGGAACGCUGGAUAGCGCUCUUUGAAAUCGUCAAGUGGUUCCCAUGUAGCAUCAGCAGCAGAGCAGCCAUCCCAUUGUACCAAUAACUCCCAACGACCACGGUUCAAACGAGCUCGAACCACCUGAGAUGGCGUAGGCACCACACGGCCCCGUAGAAUAAGUGGCAAAGGCGUGAUAGCAGCAGGUGGAUCCCCGGUGAACUUUUUCAGCAAGGCGGCGUGGAAGACAUCAUGGAUGCGCGCCUUCGGUGGCAACUGUAGGCGGUAAGCGACAGCACCAAUUCGCUGAAGGACCUGAUAUGGCCCAAAGUAACGAGGUCCCAGCUUCGAAGUUGUAGCAGCUGUAAUGCCGACUGCUGUGCGCUGCUGGAGACGCAGCAGCACCCAGUCGCCCACAGAAAACUCCACAUGACGGCGUUUCUGAUUCUGAUGCUCCCGCAUGGUGUCCUGGGCAAGAAUGAGGCGUUCCCGAAUUUCAGCCAGGAAAAUAUCACGAUCCCGAAGCUGCUGAUCUACUGCAGCCACACGAGCAGCGCCCGGCGUGUACGACACCAGAGUUGGGGCUGGACGGCCAUACACUACCUCGAAAGGUGUGGCCCGAAGAGCGGAUUGGUAUGAAGUGUUAAAGCAGAACUCCACCCAUGGAAGCCACUGUAACCAAGAACGGGGUCGAUCACUGGCGAGACACCGCAGAUACAUGACAAUGAUGCGGUACCUGUAUAUCAUUCUUACAUCUAUACUAUACAGUGACUUCUUUUCUUACUGCUUUAUUGUAUAUGAAGUAUUAGGAAACAAAACAAAUGCCAGAUUUAAAUGUUCCAAUUUCUAAUUGAUAAGUGGAAUAUCUUCUAUUGCUAUUAGUGUGGGCUGCAAAAUAACAAAGCAUACUGAUGUUACAUUUGUGUUGCAUAUUUGGUGGUGAUGGGACUUGGGAGUAAACAUUGUGGUUUACUGAAAUGUAUACUGUUUGCACAAUGUAAAUAGCUGGCAGUUGAUAUUACUUUAAAGAAUGUGUAUUGUUCGGGUGUGGCAUAAGGUGGGCCUCCCAUUAGUGUGUAAUAAUGUCCAAUUACUAAGCCUAGCGGCCUAUUUGUGAGUGUUUAGGAACCAAAUGCAGUUUGCAGGGAUUCAUUUGUAAUUACCAGGGAAAGGAAUGAAAACCUCCACCUCUCACAUUCCCUAUAAAAAUUGUUCACUCAAUUGCUCACUUUCUUCUCUCUCUGUUUGGUACGAGACCAACAUGUAUGGUGUCAGCCUCCACCCCUCACCUUCCCUAUAAAAUUGCUCACUUCCCCACUUUCUUCUCUCUCUGUUUGGUCCAAGACCAACAUUUAUGGUGUCUGUACCCUACUCAUUGUGUAGCAAUGAAUAAUUAUGAGCUAAUUGGGAAGGCAUGAAACCUGCAGAAACUGGAAAUUCUAGUUUUAAGUUUGGGUUUCACAGUUUUUGUUUUGUUUUUUUUUUAAUAGUUCAUGUUUCCAUUCUGCUGCACUGGAAAUUCUUUAGCAGAGUAAAUGCAAACUUGAAUUCCUUGCUUUUGUUGCUUCAGCUUGUUGUACUAUUGCUGAACUCAGAUGUUUGGAAGGGUGCUUUACUUGGCCUUCUGCCGCUUCAGUUGCGUUGCUGCUUGCUUGAAUCAUACAGCCAGUGCCUACAUACAUGUCUGGUCCAGGGGAAUGGUUUUGGCAGAAAGGGGCAGCUGAUGAAGCUGAUAACAAAUCACUUCAAAUUUUCUCUCAUGAAUGCUGAAGAUUAUUUCUAUCAUUAUUAUGUCAAUUUGAAGUAUGAGGAUGAUACACCGGUUGAUUGCAAAGGGUCAGGGAGACAAGUGAUAAAAAAAAACUGCAGCAAACUUAUGCUGCUGAACAUGCAAAUAAAGAUUUUGCAUAUGAUAGAGAAGAGCCUGUUCUCAAUUGGUGCUCUUCCUCAAGUUAAAAAUGAGUUCACUGUCGUGGUUGAAGACUUUUCAACUGGAAAGACUCCUGCAAAUGACAUUCCAGGUAAUGACAGUCCUCCUGGAAGUGACAGGAAAAUGGUCAGAAGGCCUUAGAAUACAAAGACGUACAAGGUCAAACUCCCUUUUGCGGCAAAAGUUCCUGUGAGUGCAAUCUCACAGGCCUUGAGAGGUCAGGAAUCAGAGCACACUCAGAAGCAAUUCGAGUGAUUGACAUUAUUCUGAGGCAGCACUCAGCUAAGCAGUAUAUAGUUGUUUCAUGCAAUUCUGAGGGCAUAUAUUACAAAUAUUGCUGAUAUUAUUGACGGUUCUUGUAGUGUAGCCAUUCUCUGUCUUUAACUGUGUCCCUUUUUGCUUCCAGGGGCUGCCUAUUAGUAAGGCAAUCAUUCUUCCAUAACAAUCCUUUCAACUUUGUUGACCUGGGUGGUGGUGUAGUGGGUUGUAGAGGGUUUCAUUCUAGUUUUUGUGCAACCCAGAGUGGAAUUUCACUCAAUAUCGGUCUGUUCUUGUCAUCCAUAUGCCAUGUUUUAAUCUAUACAAUACAAUGACAAUUUCUCUCUA
This is a messenger RNA of Sorghum bicolor (sorghum), 5061 nucleotides long. RefSeq names its product transcription termination factor MTERF4, chloroplastic. The transcript is spliced from 4 exons. Bases 108 to 1730 code for a protein of 540 amino acids. Gene Ontology annotation, molecular function: double-stranded DNA binding. Lineage: Eukaryota; Viridiplantae; Streptophyta; Magnoliopsida; Poales; Poaceae. The record is from RefSeq and is a predicted model, not a curated record. Gene Ontology annotation, biological process: regulation of DNA-templated transcription.